Molecule: messenger RNA, 593 nt
Organism: Sapajus apella (tufted capuchin)
Lineage: Eukaryota; Metazoa; Chordata; Mammalia; Primates; Cebidae
Gene: CCL1
Product: C-C motif chemokine ligand 1
Exons: 3
Coding region: 126-416 (96 amino acids)
Biological process (GO): cellular response to interleukin-1; cellular response to tumor necrosis factor; positive regulation of ERK1 and ERK2 cascade
Cellular component (GO): extracellular region
Molecular function (GO): chemokine activity; CCR chemokine receptor binding
Source: RefSeq, a predicted model, not a curated record
CUGGAAAACUCCACCUGGUCUCAAAAUAAAAGCCCUCGGCAUUGCAGAAUGGCACAAUGGUGAUCUUGUAGCUUCACCAGACUCAUCAAGGCUGCUCCAGGAAGGCCCGAGCCAGACCACUAGACAUGCAGAUCAUCACCAUGGCCCUGGUGUGCUUGCUGCUAGCUGGGAUGUGGCCACAAGAUGUGGACAGCAAGAGCAUGCAUGUGUCCCUCUCCAGCUGUUGCUUCUCAUUUAUGAAGAAAAAGACUUCCCUGGGGGUAAUCCAGUGUUACAGAAACACCAGCUCCAGCUGCCGCCAGGAUAGUUUCAUAUUCAAGCUGAAGGGAGGCAAGGAAGCCUGUGCCUUGAAGACUGACAAAUGGGCUCAGAAGUACGUAGAAAAGCUGAGCUACUGCCCGCCAAAAAGAAAAUGAGCAGAUUUCUUUCCGUCAUGGGCUCUGGAAAUCACACGGCUUCACUUUUCCCUGAAGCCCCCAGCCCUGCAUUGUUCCUUCUGCCCCACGUUUGCUGGGACAUGGAGGAUCAGCUUGGUCUUUAUAAGCUAUGUUGUCACAAUUUAUACAUUUAAAUUAUAGAAUCAUCAACCCCCA